AUGAAGGCGGUGUCCAAGGAGCUCAUCACCGGGGACAUCCAGUUCAGAGGCGCGCUGUCGUGCUUCGAGCCCGCCAGGGAGGCGAUCGAGGCCGCGGACUACGACCCGAUCGUCCUGCGGUACAACCCCGACGAUACCUACGGCGACGGCGCCAACUUCGAGGUGGCGUGCACCAAGGAAACCGCCGACAGGUUCGAGUUUGAGGCCCAAGAGGCGUUGGCGUUGGAAGCAGCCGCCGCCGAAGCCGCCGCCGCGGAGGCCGCCGCGGAGGCUGAGCGCAACAAGAAGCCUCCGAGGGCGCGCGCGGGUCCCCAAACAAUCAGACCCUGGGUCACAGACGGCACCACGGAGGCUGAGAUCGACGCCAUGACGAUCAAGCCGGACUCGGAGCCCCCCGUGGUCAUCUCCUUUUCGCGACCUCGGUCGGAGUUUGGCAGGGCGAUCAACUUCGGCAACGCGGACGCGCUGGACCUGUUCGACUCGAGCCGGUGCGAGGUGAGGCCGAAGAAGGAGCAGCUGGAGUUUGUGACCCUGACCCACCUGGACGCCGGAGUUCAGGCUGUGCCCACCGUGAGCGAGAUUGAGGUGCAGGCCACGCCCGGUCCCCCCAAACCCAUGACCACGCAGACAGAACCGAGGCUCAUGGACCCCGAGGAGGCCAGAGCGCACACGCGGAACGGAGGCGAGCUCGCCACGUUCCUGAAGCGCAUCCAGAACGACCUGGAGGGGAUGCUCCUGGAGAACUCUGUAUUCAAUUACUAUGAAGACGACUUGGAAAUAUUGGCUCAGUACGACGACGACGACGCAGACGAGGGGACCGGGACCGAGGAGAUCAAGGAGACGAUGUCGUUCUCGUCCCUGACCCACAGCAAAGGGAGGAAGGCAUCGUGCGUGGACUGGAAGCCUAGCGAUAAGCUGGCGCUCGCGGUGUCUUGCGUGGAGCCGCACUCAUUUGAGGAGCGGGUGGAGGCGGGCGGGCAGGCUCGACCAGGUUCAGUGCUUGUGUGGCACUUCACCGAUCCGAUCAACCCCCAGUACGUCCUUGAGGCUCCCGUGGACGUGCACUCGUUCGCGUUCAACCCGGAGGACUCCAGCGUGAUCGCGGGCGGUUUGGCCGACGGUCGCAUCGUGAUUUGGGACACUAGUGAGAUUAGGGAUGAGAUUCUGGCGUACCAGCUCCGGCGCUCAAAGGGGGGCGAGGGCAACAGCAGCAUCGGUCCACCCGUGUGCCGUCCCAAACAGCUGUCCGAGGCAGCCAUGUCUCACGUUCUCCCCGUCACCGACAUCAAGUGGCUGGGUCCCGUCGCGGUGAAUCGCAAGGGCGAGGUGACCAAGACAGAGGCUUGGAACUUUUUUGCCACGACCUCGGCGGAUGGAAGGGUUCUCUUCUGGCCAACCGAGCUCACCAAGAACCCCAAGACGAAGGUGAUGGAGUGGACACCUUCGCAUGAGUGCAAGAUGACGCGCGGGGAGGUCCCGGGCAUCCUACAGGCCGUCUCACUCGACUUCAUCGACCUCGCCGGGGGUAAGUCCACGUUUUGGGCGACGGGCAUGGCGGGCGAGGUUGCGCAGUGCGACUUCAAGAUGCAGGAGGGGGACGAGACGGUUCCGAUGGAUGCCUCCAGGACGGUGUCGCACUUCCACGAGGGACCGGUGCGGAGCAUCGAGAGGUCGCCGUUCUUCCCAGACGUGGCGUUGUCGGUGGGCAACUGGACGUUCAAGCUGUUCAAGGAGGGAUCCCAGAAGCCGAUAUUCUCCGCUCCCACGUCGGACGUAUACCUCUCCGUCGGCGCGUUCUCUCCGAGCAGGCCGGGCGUCGUGUACAUCGCCAAGAGCAACGGCGAGAUCGACGUGUGGGACUUCACCUCCAAGUCCGAUAGGCCGUUGCAGACUGUGCGGGUGUGCAGCGGGGACAUUGGCUGCGUCAAAUUUUGGCCGCACCCCGAGGAGAAGAAGGGGCAGUUGCUGGCUGUUGGCGACGCGGCGGGUGUCUUGCACGUCAUGGAGCUGCCCCGGUCGUUGCGUCGCGCGGUUAACGGCGAGAAGGAUCGGAUGGAGGGCUUCCUCCAGCGCGAGACGGACCGCGUGAAGGAUGUGGACGGUCGACUCGAAGGCAGGGAGGCGCAGAUCGAGGAACUGGAGCGGAGGCUGGCAGAGGAGGAGGCCGAGGCGGCGAGGCGUAAGAAGGAGGAGGAGGCGGCGGCCGCAGCGGAGGAGAAGAAAAAGAAGUCCUCGAGGAAAACGCACACGGAGGAGGACAAGGCGGAGGAGGAGUUCGAUAAGAUGGAGAGAAAGUUCCUCAUCAAAUUGGGGCUCGUGGAACCCAACGAGGACGAGUUGGAGGAGGGCGCAUGA
Messenger RNA from Micromonas commoda, 2355 nucleotides. RefSeq names its product flagellar inner arm intermediate chain (gene IC140). The record is from RefSeq and is a predicted model, not a curated record. Gene Ontology annotation, biological process: cilium movement involved in cell motility; inner dynein arm assembly. The transcript has a single exon. Gene Ontology annotation, molecular function: dynein heavy chain binding; dynein light chain binding. Bases 1 to 2355 code for a protein of 784 amino acids. NCBI's taxonomy places the organism in Eukaryota, Viridiplantae, Chlorophyta, Mamiellophyceae, Mamiellales, Mamiellaceae. Gene Ontology annotation, cellular component: inner dynein arm.